UUUCAUCUCUUCGCAGUUUUUAUAAUUAUCUAAAAUUUAAUUUAGAAAAAAUAAAACUAUUUAAAGUGAUAGAAUAAAAUUUAUAUUGAUAAUAUGCUGCAGUUAUCAAAUAAGAUGCGAACCAGUUAAAAUAAAAAUGAUUUUCCGGAAAAUUCUGACUCCCAAACCAAAAGUAUCUGAAGUGCUAACAGCCUAUUUGAAACAGUGCAAUGAACCACCUUGGACGUCGUACUUCAUAAAGUAUCGCGACGUGGAGAACGACCACUUUGGCCGCUCGCACUUCAACUGGACGCUGGACACGGGCACAAACUAUCACAUCUUGCGGACCGGAUGCUAUCCCUACAUGAAGUACCACUGCACCAAGCGGCCCCACCAAGAUCUCAGCGUGGAGGACAACUUUUUCAAGUUUAUUAAGGUGAUUAAUCUGGGGCUGCCUCAGCUGGGGUACGGAUUCGCGGCUAGGUUUCUCAUCCGUCACGUUGAGUGGGUCGACAUGGGAAAAAAGUACGGGAAGGUACCGAUUUACUUCCUCUACGAAGAAGACAAAGGAUCGGAAUAUUAGUUAGUGUGAGGUAAAACGAGUUUUAGGUCAAA
Messenger RNA from Aedes aegypti (yellow fever mosquito), 594 nucleotides. RefSeq lists its product as uncharacterized. Lineage: Eukaryota; Metazoa; Arthropoda; Insecta; Diptera; Culicidae. The transcript has 3 exons. Bases 137 to 562 code for a protein of 141 amino acids. The record is from RefSeq and is a predicted model, not a curated record.